GGUGCGGUCCUCAGUUCUGUUCUUGUCUUCUCACUAAAUUAUCUUGAGUUAGGGAGCUGGACAGAGAGUUAGAGAGGAGAGACUUACAGAGAAACAGACAGACAGUCUUAGGGUGUGAGAGUUAGGGCGAGAGACGGUGAGAGUGAGAGAAACAGACAGAGCGAGAAAGUGUUUUUGAGAGAGAUAAGAGUGAGAAAGCGACUUACUGAGCGAGAGAAUAGGAAUUAUAAGAGUAGUGAGGCCAUGAUAGGAUGUCAUGAUAGACUAAGACGUGAAGAAAGAUCUGCACCGUCUGCCUGUUCAGACCCAGACAGAGGCCCAGCAGUCACACCCUGCAGCCUGAAGUAGAGAGGAGUGAGUGAGGGAGGUACUGUGUCUUGGCACACCAGCAACACACAGGACAUCCACAAACCAGAGAAAGAGAACAUGGAGACCCUCGUCAUCAAGAAGGAAGAGAAUACAGAAGAGAGUCAUCCCACAACUGGAAGCAAAGAUGUCACCACAUCCAUGAAAGACAUGUGGGAUCUGAACCUAAACCAGGAACAAGAGGACCCAACAACAACGCACAAUAAGCCAGGGGAGAACACCCAGCCUCAGAACCAGGAACAAGAGGACCCAACAACAAUGCACAAUAAGCCAGGGGAGAACACCCAGCCUCAGAACCAGGAACAAGAGGACCCAACAACAACGCACAAUAAGCCAGGGGAGAACACCCAUCCUCAGAACCAGGAACAAGAGGAUCCAACAACAACGCACAAUAAGCCAGGGGAGAACACCCAUCCUCAGAACCAGGAACAAGAGGACCCAACAACAACGCACAAUAAGCCAGGGGAGAACACCCAGCCUCAGAACCAGGAACAAGAGGAUCCAAUAAGAACGCACGAUAAGCCAGGGAAGAUCACCCAUCCUCAGAACCAGGAACAAGAGGACCCAAUAAGAAAGCACGAUAAACCAGGGGAGAACAUCCAGCCCCAGACAAUCUCUAGCGGGUUUACUGUCACCGCAGAAGAUGUGCUGUGUGACUCCUGCAUCCAGAUCCCGUGCCAGGCCCAGAAGUCCUGCCUCACCUGCCUGGUGUCGUACUGCGAGGCCCACCUCAGACCCCACCUGGAGAACCAGAGGUUCCAGAAUCACCGACUGGUGGAGCCCUUACAGGACAUCGAGUGUCGCACCUGUGAGGAGCACCGGCUGCCGCUUGAACUAUACUGCCUGACGGACGGCUGCGGUGUGUGUGUGUGCUGCGAGUGUGAGGGACAGGGGCAUCUGGGGCACAGUACUGUACCUGUAGAGGAGGCUCGAAGACAGAUCCAGACAGAGCUGCAGAAGAAACAAGGGGAGAUUAUGAAGACCGUCUCAGUGGCAGAGAAUGCCGUUGGCAAGCUACAGAGCAACACUGCAUCCAUAGAGAGCUCGGUGGCAGGGGUACGUGCUGUGAUGGAGCAGCAGUUCUACCUGCUGCAAGGGGCCGUGGAAGAGGCCCGGAGGAGGGCCACGGAAGUUCUGGAGGGGGAGCAGAGGCAGGCGCUCAGCCAGGCCGAGGGCAUCCAGGCCCACCUGGAGCAGAAGAGCCAAGAGCUGAAGAAGACCCUGGCCAGAGUGGAGAGACUCUUCAGGAACAAGAGGGACGUGGACUUCCUGCAGGAAUACUCAGAGUGGAAGACGGGGGCGGUGGAUGUCUGUCUGCCUGGGCUCUACGUCGGCCUCACAGAUCGCCUGGCCUCCUUCAGCUGCCUGCUCACUGAGUCCACCCAGGAACUGUGUGACCAGCUCAAGGCUACCUACAGAGACAAACUGAAGGACAUCUGCAGGACUGAGAAACUGGGCGUUACAACCAUGGUCCAUCCCAAGAUGUCAAGGUCUUUUUCACUGCCUGAGCCUGAGAUGCGAGACGACUUCCUCACGUAUGCCAGCAGUCUGACCUUUGACCCAGACACUGUCCACAAGUUCCUGAGACUAACCGAAGACGACAGGAAGGUGACCAACACCACGCCCUGGCAGCACAGCUACCCAGACAUGCCCGAACGCUUCGAGUACUGGCGCCAGGUGAUGACCUCAGAGAGCUUCUACCUGGGCCGACACUACUUUGAGGCAGAGCUGAGUGGGGAGGGCGUGCACGUGGGACUCACCUACAAGAGCAUCGACCGGAAAGGCGUGGAGAGAGGCAGCUGCAUCACAGGAAAUGACUUCUCGUGGAGCCUCGGAAGGGAGGGGCGGAGCUUUUCCACUUGGCAUGCUGAUAUGGAGGCGGUCGUGGAAGCCACAAGUGUGUUCACGAGGAUCGGCGUCUACAUCGACUUUGACUCGGGCUCAUUAGCUUUCUAUGGUGUGACUGACGUCGCUAUGACACUCCUCUACAGGUACAAGGCUGAGUUCAUGGAGCCCUUGUAUCCUACUGUCUGGCUCUCAAAGAAGGACAGUGUGGUGUUAUUGGUUGGUCCUAAGGACCCCCCACUAAUGAAGAGCUCAACUCUGCCUGCCACCCCCAUCACUCCCAUGGCAACAUCAGCUCCUGUCACUCCGGAAUCAUAAUACUUUGACUGCAGUAGUGUAGUUAGGUUAGAGAGGCGGACCAGUACACAUUUCUGUUUCUCACAAAUACAAUAAAGUAUCUAGUCUAUUCAUAAGCAGUUGCCUUAAGUGACUGAUACUGUACUUAUUUAACAGGACACAGAAUCAAGUAUCACAAGACAACAGACAGGGACUUUACAGGGGGUGUCUGCACUCAUCCAGGACCUAUAUACUAGGCAGUGUCAGAGGAAGGCCCAAAAAAUUCUCCAGACUCCAGUCACCCAGCUCAUAGACUGUUCUCUCUAC
Molecule: messenger RNA, 2814 nt
Organism: Salvelinus namaycush (lake trout)
Lineage: Eukaryota; Metazoa; Chordata; Actinopteri; Salmoniformes; Salmonidae
Product: tripartite motif-containing protein 16-like
Exons: 6
Coding region: 427-2529 (700 amino acids)
Molecular function (GO): zinc ion binding; protein binding
Source: RefSeq, a predicted model, not a curated record